UCCCGUCCUCUCUCCCACCCCCUCUCUCUUUUUCUCUCCAUCUCUUUUCCAUCUCCUUCGCCGAAGUCCGACGCUCUCCAAAAAGACAACAGAAUUAUAAAGUGUGGAGGCGUGAUUGCAGGAAAGUAGCUAUGACUCCUGCUAUGAAAACUCCGGCUACGUGAAGGAAACAGACACACAGAGCCCUCAGGAAACCCGAAGGUGUCCAGAUUAAGCCUGAGAGAGAACGAGAGAGAGAGAGAGAGAGAGAGAAGGAGUGGAAAGAGGGGAGGUGAAACAGUCGAUGGAUGCUGCCUGGGUAGAAGGGACAGCACAUUCUUCACCAACAAGGAAACAACAACAGUCAAAAUGGAGGGGAAGGACAGGAAUUCACCCCCAGCUAUAGUGUGGUGUGAAAAGGGCAUUCAAAUCCUGCUCACCACUGUGGGGGCCUUUGCGGCAUUCGGCCUGAUGACGGUGGCCAUCGGCACGGACUACUGGCUGUACGCCCGCGCCUUCAUCUGCAACAGCACUGCCAACUCCACCCAGGACGACCCGCACAACAAGGACCGCAAGGACCCCGGCGCCCUCACGCACUCCGGCCUCUGGAGGAUCUGCUGCUUGGAAGGGUUGAAAAGAGGAGUAUGCUCACAGAUCAAUCACUUCCCAGAAGAUGCAGACUAUGAUCAUGAUGGGGCGGAGUACGUUCUACGCGUGGUCCGAGCCUCUAGCAUUUUCCCCAUUCUUAGUGCCAUACUCCUCCUAAUGGGAGGGGUGUGCAUUGCGGUCAGCCGGUUUUACAAGAGCAAGAGGAACAUCGUGCUGGGCGCUGGCAUUCUCUUUGUGGCUGCAGGGCUCAGCAACAUCAUCGGGGUGAUCGUCUACAUCUCGGCGGCGCUGGGCGACAUCUCCCCGAAGAAGGACGAGGACAAGAAGUGGCACUACUCCUACGGCUGGUCCUUCUACUUCGGCGGCCUGUCCUUCAUCCUGGCCGAGAUGGUGGGCGUGCUGGCCGUCAACAUCUACAUCGAGAAGAACAAGGAGCUGCGUUGUCGCUCGCGCACCGACCUCUUCAAGAGCACCACCCACGCCAUGCUGCGGCUGCCCAGCUACCGCUUCCGCCAGCGCUCCCGCUCCAGCUCCCGCUCCACCGAGCCCUCCCGCUCCCGGGACCCCUCCCCUGUGGGCGGCGGGGCCAAGAACUUCGGCCUGACCCCCUCGGCCCUGCUCACCCAGAGCACGGCGGGGCCCAUCUCGGUCUCCACGCUGCCCAACCCCCACUCGCACUCCCACUCCUCCGCGCUGGGGGGCGACAUCUCCAUGUACACCCUGUCGCGGGACCCCAAGCUGGCGGGUUUGGGGACCCUGGGCGGGGGGCCGCCCAUGUACGGGACGGUGGACCGGGCCACGCUGUACCAACUGCAUAACUGCUUCCCGAAGGAGGGGGGCGGAGGGGGGCUGAUGACCGGUACUCUGCCCUCAUCCAAGUCCAACAACCCCUCGCUGGCCCAGAAUUCCUCUAAUACCAACACCCUCCUUCCCAAUUCCUCGUCCUCUUCCGCACCUCCCCCCCAGCCCCCUGCUCUUUCGACCUCCACAGUCGAGAGGGAGAGGGGUAUGGGCACCCUCGAUAGGCUAGGAAAAGGGGACAGCUCCAAUACCAACACGCUGAAUAGGAAGACGACACCAGUGUAGAGGAGGAGAGGAUAGAGGGAGGGAGAGAGGAUUAAUAAAAUUAGAUGGUGAGAUGGAAGGGAAAGGAAAGGCAUCGGAAUUAGGGGAUGCAGAAAGAGAAAAAGGAGGAGAAAAGUCUCCUCUCCUUUCUCUCUGUUGCCCUCUCACAAAAUGAUCAACAGAAGCAGGUGUGAUAAUAACAACAACAAUGCUAUAUAUUUAUAAUAUAAUAUAAAAUCUAUUAUAUAAAUAUAUUGGCUGUAUUGGUACUGUUAUAUUUGGGAUAUCGAUUACUUAACCAUUGGAAAUUAUGAUUGCAAGGCACCAUGUAACACACAUUUAUUUGUUUUAAGUGCUUUAUUAUUAAA
This is a messenger RNA of Megalops cyprinoides (Indo-Pacific tarpon), 2021 nucleotides long. RefSeq names its product calcium channel, voltage-dependent, gamma subunit 8b (gene cacng8b). Gene Ontology annotation, biological process: postsynaptic neurotransmitter receptor diffusion trapping; neurotransmitter receptor internalization; regulation of AMPA receptor activity. Gene Ontology annotation, molecular function: voltage-gated calcium channel activity; channel regulator activity. Gene Ontology annotation, cellular component: AMPA glutamate receptor complex; postsynaptic density membrane. Lineage: Eukaryota; Metazoa; Chordata; Actinopteri; Elopiformes; Megalopidae. The record is from RefSeq and is a predicted model, not a curated record. Bases 349 to 1674 code for a protein of 441 amino acids. The transcript has 6 exons.